Messenger RNA from Gryllus bimaculatus (two-spotted cricket), 7079 nucleotides. NCBI's taxonomy places the organism in Eukaryota, Metazoa, Arthropoda, Insecta, Orthoptera, Gryllidae. The record is from the annotation of a GenBank genome assembly.
GGAUGUGAAGAACCUGGGCGUCUGCGCUGGUAGCGGUUUGUAGCGUUGAAAUUGUCAUAACUUCCGGUACUUUGUUGGUGGAGUCCAGGAAUUGCUAUUUUGCAUCCCGGGCAGACCUGGUCCAGGGUCGUGCCAGGUCUGCGUCGCCUUGUCAGCAAAGGAAUUCCUGGGGAAAGUUGCGAUAUAUCAUCGCAAGAGGCACGCCUCCAUCCCAACGGGAGAAAUCAUGGCCCAUAAUUGUUAAACAAUCUAAAUUCUUAUGACAAAAGUGCGCGUAAAGAAGGAAUGGGGUGUAGUACUAGUCUCCUGACUUCAACUGCCAGCCUUCAUUGGCUGCGGUGUGGUCGUUUGUAUGCAGGUUUCUAAAAUAAUGGAGGCCGCAUACAUACAGAUCUCAUGUGAAAAUAUAUAAUGUUGAAGAAAAAUAAUUCAAGUGCUUAGUAGAACUUCUCAUCAUGCAUGAAUGUUAAUAAGUGCCUGAAUUUCCCUGCUCAAAUGUAUUGCAACCUGUAGUUUAUUUAUGUCAUGUUAUGUUUUUUCUGUUAAUUUUUUUUGGAAGCAAACGUUUUCAUUAGUCAAAGAGUGCAGACCAAAUUUAAAGUUUGACUUACACAUACGUCAAUUUUAAACUUGGACAUGAAGAACAAGCACAAAUUCGUAGAUAUAGAGCUUCCCCUAUUUACAGUCAUAGAUCGCCAAGAAGAUAAAACUUCUCGUGAACUACAUUGGAUACUCUAUGCAUUUUGUGGGAUGUUUAAACUUUGAGGACCCUUGUAGCAUGAAGUACCCACCAGUUGUAUCGACCCUGGAGGAGUGGCUUGAUGGGAAACUUGGAAUUCAAGGAAUUGAUGCGGUGUCUUGUGCAUUCUAUGUUCUGAGUCUCUUGCAGAGAGACGAAACAAAUGAACCAGAAUCCUAUUAUCAAUUUCCUUGUUCCAAAAUUGUGGAUGAUCAGGGCCUUUCAUAUUGGCCUCAGAAUAGUUGGAGUAAUUGGGGAUUCGAUUGUUAUGAAAACUCAUUGGCUGCCAAGUGUGUCUCUGCACCUGUUCAAAGAUAUGAAAUUGAACAUCUGGGGAAUGAUCUUAGCCCAAGUUUGAAAAGCAUUAAAAGUGAAGGUGGUGAUUGCAUGACCCAAGGGUGCCUUUGUGACAAGCAGUGCUUUUCUUUGCCAGUAGAGGAUCAAGUGAAAAGGUGCCAAAAAGUAUUUUCUGUUGGAGGUCAGCGUCUGAAUGAAGAAGAAAAGUGCAAAGAAAAUUCAGUAGCAGUGUGUAAAAAUACACUUUGGGCCAAUGAAAGUGCUUGUGUUGGUUUUUUUAAACACAAGCUGGAGGGAGGAGGGUUAGAAGAGAAGAAUAAUUUUUCCUUUAUGGCUGAGAAACCUGUUCAUGAAAAAGGGGAAGGAUUUUGGAUGGCUGAUACAACAGAAACUGGAAACAAUCUGUUCUUACAUGAUGAGAAGCUGCUGUGGGAUAAAAAAGAUGAAGGUUUCUUUUCUUGGAAAACCUUAGAUGAUAAGUCAUCUACAGGUGUGGAAGAGAUCUUCAAACAUGAUGAAUAUUCUGAUGGAAUUCAGGAUGUGUGGGAGCCUGAUCUAUUUGGUAAACAGGCAAAAAGUCGAGCUACAGUUAGCAUGCCACAUGUGGGAGCAGGUGCCAAGUAUGCUAUCCAGGGCCUGUCUGAAAGUUCUGAUGAAGAUGUCAACUUGGCUCAGUUAAUUGCCAAGUUUGAUCACAGUAUCGAAGCCAUUUGGAACCUUGGCAGUACUCGCCCUUUGUCGUAUGGUGCAACUGAUGAGCAACAGAAUCUUCCCUGGAGUUUUCACAACUUUGUAUCCCCUUCCCAAGAUGCCGUAAAAAUGGAUCAGAAUAGUUUUGAAAACAAUUUGGAUUCCAGUUCGGAGGAAAAUUCUUUUAUACAUUCAGGCACCAAUAUUGUAAAUUCAAUUUGGUCUGACCAACCUUUUUUAAGCAAUUCCACAAGUCAAGAAUCUGGGGUAAAAUAUGUAGGUGGAGGGGUCAGCGAUUUUAAUAAUUCUAUAAAUGAUGAUCAUUCAGAUCUAUGUUGUAAAUUGAAAGUUUUGUUAACAACUGAUGAAAUAUUGCAUAAUGAAUUUAAUUUGUUUGAAUGGAAUUCUGGAACUUCUGAAACUCGAAUUGAAGUACCCAAACAUACUAAUGAAAAUUGCCUGCAAGAAGUUCCUGAAUGUUCCAAUGUUUUAUGGGAUAAAAUUCAAUCGUUUCCUACUCUCUUCUCUAAUGUUAACUUUCAAGAGCAGUUUUGUCGUAUGGAAAAUUUUCAAGAUGCUGACUGUGAAAAUCAGCAAAAUGAGAAUUCAUGCAUGAUAAGUUGUUCAUCCCCUUCCAUCUCAUGCUUUCAGGGUAGUUGUCAGGAUAAUGUUCAGGAUACUGCUGAUAAUGGGAAAAGAAAUUUCAGUACAUUGAAUCAUAACCGAGAGGACAGCAGCUUCACUGAAGUUUUACCUCGGCAUGCUGGAUCAAACAAGCUGUAUCAAGAAAUAAAAAUCGGAAAUUCAUGUACAAGUGAGAGCGGACCUGUUAAUGAUGCUACUGAUCAAUCCUGUGAUGAGAACAAAAGUAAUUUAGACACCACAGGAAAAGAAGAAGAAGAAGAUUUGUUAACAUCUGCUCGUACACAUUUCCGACCCAUUCAGCAAGAAAAUCAAGAACCUCAUAACAACCCUGCUAGCUCUUACGCUGAUGGAACAGAAUUUACAAUUUCAGGCAUUGUUGCAGAAGUGCCGUUUAAACGGAGUGAAAGUGGAACCUUGUAUCUGGAUAGUGAUGAUGUUCCUGGCACACCAAAGAAGUACAUGGAAUAUAAAGAAGAUAGGUCUGGUGACCUGAUAAAGUGUGUGCAUAUUUCCAAGGAUAAUUUAGGGAACAAAGAAGCCUUUAUUCCAAAGUUUUGUGUUCGUCAGAUUGAAAAGUGCUGCCAGACGGAUGAAAGCGAUGAAAGUUCUGAUGAAUUGAAUUUUAAAAGAGUGAAGCGUGAUUGUGCUGAGAAAGAAAGGAAAUCUAAUUUAUUUUUUUCGGGAGAUGAAAUUGUCAAAAGUGUAGCUAAUUAUUUAGAUGAAGACAACAGUAAAUUUUCUUCAAAUGAAAUUGGAUGUAAGGAUAAUUUUGAUGAUGAAAGAAUGGAUAUUUCAAUGCAAAAUGCAAAGAAUGAUUCAGUUUCAAGAAGUUUGGAGGCAGAAAUGUAUAUUUGGAAUAGAGCUGGUUGCAAAUGCAACAAUAACUAUAUGUUUUCUUCGAAGAGCGACUCACUCAGAGGUUUUGGGGCUAGCUUUCUGGGUGAGAAAGAAGGAUUGUGGGAGCCGGCUUCAGCAGCCCGACUGUGCCAAUCUCGGUAUAGCAUCUGGAGCUGCAGCCCGGGCCCACAAACAGAGCCCUGCCCUGUGUGCGAGACACUGACCCAAGACAAGACGAUGCAGUACAGCCAGCUGCGCGAGGAGCUGAGUGAAGAUGGAGAGCAGCUUCUCUCCGACCUUAGCUCCCUGCAGCCCUUGCAGCUGAGUAGCGGCUGGCUGGACGAUGCACUGGACCAGAGCGGCUGGGGCACUGAGCCCAACCUGCUGACUCGUGUAAGCAGUCGCCGUCGUUUGGUCUCUUGGGGGCAAUGUGGAGAAGGAUAAGCUAUCGAUUACUGGAUUAAGAUUUGGUGUACGGUUAUUCUGAUGACAGAUGAGGAUAUUAUAUUGGUACCCUUAAUGUAUAGUAGGAAGGAGUGUAAACUGAAAACUGGAAAGGUAUUAAAAGGACUAUAUAAAAUUAAACUUUUUACGGAAUAUUAAAAUUUGAAUUUUGCCUUGCACGUUCUAGCUGUGGAAACAACUUUUUCAUCUCUUGCUUUUCCCCCUUUCCCUAUAAAAUCUAGACUUGUAUCAAUGUCUGACUUUCUGUCUUUUCAGUUUACACUCCAGUUGACACAGUCUUUAGAUGUCUUGAAGAAGACAUUUCGAUUCAUUGCUCGUUAUGCUGUUGCAUGGCGUAAUGAGCAACAUUGCAGAGAGGCUAUGUCAAUAUAAACUUCAAUUUUUUAAACUUGUAAAAUCAAGCUAUUAACUUAAUGCCAGUUUGUUCACGACAAAAAGAAAAAAUAACAAAAAUAAGUUGUGCUAGUGAAAAUACUGCAUUUCAUCAGUUUCUUCCUUUCAUGUACAUUUUGAUAUUGUCUGCUGUAAAUAGGCCACAAGUGAGCAUUUUGGGAUGCAAUUCUAUUUGAAUGUAUUGCUUUUUGUGGUUUAUUGCUUAAUUGACAAUAUCAUAGUUUCAUGUUGCUUUUGGAAGCAAAAGAAAGAAGAAAAAAAAUCAGAAAUUUUGGCAUCUUGAAAUUCUACAUUCGUGUGAAUGCAGAUAGUUCGUUCCUGCGAGAGAGGAUGGGAGGAUAAGAGUGAGUGUGUUCAGUUGAGAAGUAGAGAUUUACAGGAGCCCCAUUGUUCUUCUCCAGGGAUGACGUCCCCGCCACAACUUGGGUUCUGCAUCAUUUCAUUUUGUCAGUUGGGUAGCGAUGACCCGGAAGAAGUUGGAGUCAAGGUACUUGCAAUUUUAAAAUAAUGUUUGGUUUCUCUUUCAUAAAACAAAAAAAAAUUAUUUCUGAACAUUUUAUCUGAAUAUUUUAAUUUCAGCAUGCAUAUUGCCCACUCUUUAAACUUUGUAACCCCCAUUCCAUUGUAACAUGUUUUUCUGGUUACAACAUUUUAUUCGUAGAAUCCAUUAAUCAGAUGUUUAGUAUGUUUGAUUUGAUUCAUUCUCAGUGUGGCAAGUAAACAUUAUGCUAUGUUGACGAGUUUUAGCACUUCAACUAAUAACAUAUUUGAGAGUAGGUUCAGUCAUUCUAUCAUUGAAGAACACCACACAUACACAUUUCAUCAUUGUAUGUAGGUGAAUUUAAAGUCACAUGUAACAUCAUUCUAUGUGCUAAAUUAAAGAAGAAUUAUAAAAGUAAAGGAAAAAAAGGAAAAAAAAUCCCCAUAUACUUGUUUUGCAAGCACAUAUUACACAAAAAUUAAAAAAAUGUGUGUGACCUUAGAAAAAUUGUAUUUGUUUUGGAAUUUCUUAAUAUAAUUACAAAUUUACUCAUUCAAUAUAUCCAUGAGCACAUAUAAGAGCUUAAAAGUAUUCUGGAAAUUGGAUUAUAGGUGCAGUGAUAUCUAGUAGAUGAAGUAUUGUGCUAUUUAUUGCAAUAACAUUAAAGUAUUGUUUGGAAACCUAAAUUGAAAAAAAAAAUGCUUAUGAUACAUUUGGUCAGUUGGGGACAAAUUAAGGAAAUUGUGAUCAACACACUCAAUGCCCAUUUCUGGUAAGAAAUGGCAAUCUUACUGUAAUACAUACUUUGAAAUCUUUGUUCAUUGUGAAGGGUAGUCUGUGCUUUUUUUCUUGUUAGCAGUUCUUUGGGUUGGAGAUAGACAAUUUUAACAAUGUUAUAGUUUAUUUUGCUUGCUCUUUGAUCAUCUUCAGAGCCUGUGUAGAUUAGUAUUUCCCUUUCUUUCUUGAUUAUUUGACCUGCUGUCAUACGCAGAAUUCUGUGAAAAGGAAUGGAGAUUUCACUGUAUGUAAAUUAUAAAAAUAAUAAAAUAGUAAAGCAACUUGUGAAAUUGAUCUGUGUUUGGACAGAACAUUGAUCAAGUGUUGUUGAUAUUUUAUGUUAAAUUUUUGUUUGUGUUGACUUCAAAACAUGCUGCAGAACUGCACAAUUAUUGUUUUCUGAUGUACUGUUACUUGUGAAUUUUGUUACAGAAAUUUAAAUUAAAUAAAAUGCAUUAGUUAUUAGCUGUGUUUUUGUGUGACCAAAGAGUUUGAUGAACUAACUGUUUUGAAAAUAAUUGACUUGUAUGCAUGCUUGUAUGGUUGGUUGGCUGUCUCUUAUGAAUGAAAGAAUGAAAAAUUGAAAUAAAAGGCAGAGUAUCCCAAUUCAACAUGAUUUGAAAGUUGUUUAUUUACUCAUAAAAUUUACUGAGAAAAAAAUUCACCUAGAUAACUUCAGGAAGUGGAGACAUAUAUAAACACAUCUGUGCUUAACGUCAGUGUUAGAGACGAUAAACAAAUGGGGAAAAGGAAACUAGUUUUCAUUGGGAUAUUGAAGUAAAGAACAUUUUUUCUGACUAUAGGAAAACAUGAAAAGGAAGGUUUUCAGUUUUGUUUUUGGUGAGAACUAAAUAGAAUUGUAUGAAAUGUGAAUACUAUAUAAAUACUUGAGGAACACUGGUAUUUAGAUUAGAGGAGAACUGGAUGUUCUAUGAAAAACAAAACAAUUCAGUGACUUAGGGAUUGUUUUUUUAACUUCAGUUAUUUUAAAAGGAAACGAGUGGUCAAGAAGCAAGUAUUUCCACUAUAAGAAAUAUGAAUAUUAUUUCCCUUUCUGUCCGGGAAUGAAUAUUUGGUAGAUUUCUUUUGGAAGGAAAAAUGGUUUCAGAUUAUACAAACCUGAUAAUUUGAUAAGAUGUUUUUUCCAAUGAAGGUGUUUAGUGUUUAAUUGUGUAGCUAUUAUUAUUCUUGCACAGAAAGAUAUAAGGCCAAAAUUGGUUUUGAAAAUAAUAGAUGUUGGUGUGUCAGAUUAAAUAUUUUCUAAUGUCUUGGCCCUGAAUUUGGGUUUGAACUUAUUCUGGUUUUAUGUCCAUGUUGCAAAAUAUUUUUAAUUGUGCUAACAUCCACAAAUUCUGUAAGGUUUUAAAAUCUUUUAUUUCGACAGUAAAACAUGUAAAAAAGCCUUAUGUAAGUCAAGGUACAGGACUUGCAUUAGGAAGUAGUGUGGGAAUUUGUUUUUAUUUUAGUGUUUUGAAUAGCUGUUAAAUUUGUUUUAUUACUCACUUGCCUGCUUUUUUAAUCUGUGGAAUACUGAAGAACUCUUCAAUGUAAAUUUUUCACAUCCUAUGUCGUAAUGUAAAGCACAGUGCUUUGUCAUUUGGGAUUAACUGAACAUAAGAAAGAAGUUUUACCCAUGGGGAAUUUGAAAGUCUAGUUUUCAUUGUUCGGUGUUGUAUUAGCUAGUAUUGCAUAAUUUAUGAAUUAUUAUUUAUGCUCUGAAAACUGGAGAAACAAUAACACCCUGUCCUGCGUGUG